Molecule: messenger RNA, 1236 nt
Organism: Pseudocercospora fijiensis CIRAD86
Lineage: Eukaryota; Fungi; Ascomycota; Dothideomycetes; Mycosphaerellales; Mycosphaerellaceae
Exons: 3
Molecular function (GO): protein binding
Source: RefSeq, a predicted model, not a curated record
AUGGCGCAAGUAGAUGCCGUGUGUUCCCUGACCCUCGAUCUGCCGCCCAGCUGCAUAGCCUUUUGUCCGAAUCAAUCGAACUUUUUCGUGGUUGGCACGUACUACUUGCAUGGAAAGGAGCAGCAAGGUGAUGUACGUGAGGCCAACAACGCAGAACCUCCGUCCGAAGAUCCCAAGAACACACCGCCAUCUGCUGGUGAGUCCGCGCAAAAGCGCACAGGAAGCCUGAUCCUCUUCCAGCUAGAGCAAGAUAACAUUACGAAAGUAUCCACCAUCAUCACGGACUUUGCUAUUCUCGACAUACAGUGGACUCCCCAUCCCGAAAUAGUGGGCGACAUACUAGCGGUUGCGACAUCAACAGGGUUACUUGCUUUUUACCGGUUAGAUGCAGCACGCCGGGAGCUCGUGCUAUCAUGUGUCAGGCGCAUUUGUGACUCCACGAUAUUGGUGCUAUCACUCACGUGGCAUCCGUUCCGGCCUCACGUCCUCGGGUCAACGCUGUCCAACGGAAACGUGCUGCUCUGUGAAUGCAACAGCAGCAGCAGCAGCAGCAGCAGCAGCACGGAAGGCCAAUUGUGGAGCCAAGAUGCUGUGAUCACAAUGCACGAUAUUCAGCAGCAUGAGUUGGAAGCCUGGACUAUGGCCUUCACACCUCAGACGGGAAACGCUAUUUCCGGCGGCGAUGACAUCGUUCUGCAGUGCUCACAAAUCCAAGACGAGCAUGAAAACAGCAUGCAAAUCGAGGCUCUGUGGAAAGAUCGUAAGCUCCAUGAAGCCGGAGUCACCGCCAUCCUGCCACUUUCCGAUACCCUUGUGGUGACCGGCAGCUACGAUGAUCAUAUUCGGUUGCUAUCAUUGCCCUCAGUAGGCAGACGGCAGACGCUGGCCUCGCUCUACCUAGGAGGCGGUGUCUGGCGAUUGAAAGUGCUCGCACGAGAGGCCGCCGUUAGUGUGCCUAAUAAAAAUAUGCAGGAAGCCUCGGACUCAGCCCUGCGGCAGCCAUGCACAAGCCUCGUACUACUUGUCAGUUGCAUGCAUGCUGGUGCUCGCAUUGUAAGGAUGGCACGGAGCAGGAGUGAGGAAUGGAAUUUCGAAGUUCUGGCGAGGUUCGAGGAGCACAAGAGUAUGAAUUACGGGAGUGACGUGCAGCCCGAACGAGACGGAGGAGGUACUGUAUCAAACAGAAGCAUUGUGAGUACGAGCUUCUAUGACAGAUUGCUAUGCUUGUGGAAAAUC